This is a messenger RNA of Dunckerocampus dactyliophorus (ringed pipefish), 2555 nucleotides long. RefSeq names its product cytochrome P450 4F3 (gene cyp4f3). Lineage: Eukaryota; Metazoa; Chordata; Actinopteri; Syngnathiformes; Syngnathidae. The record is from RefSeq and is a predicted model, not a curated record. The coding region runs from base 178 to 1956 and encodes 592 amino acids. Gene Ontology annotation, molecular function: iron ion binding; heme binding; monooxygenase activity. The transcript is spliced from 11 exons.
UUGUGUAAAAUAUUGAAACACACACUUGAAUGUCAAACUAUUAUUUGAAGACGCUGACGAAACUGCUUUGUCAGAUCACAACUAGCUGACCUAAAUUAACAUGUUAGCUUGAAAGGUGGUCACCUGGAGUGUUGAGCUGCACUCACCUGAUUUUAACAGAUAUAAACAUUACACCUGAUGUCGCUCCUUUUGUCCGCCCUCAGCUGGGCCGGCCCCUGUCAAGUCCUGCUCGUGGCCGGCGCGGGACUGGUCUCCGUGGUUACGGUCUGGACGGCCAGGCUGUUGCUCCAACACGCUCGUUUCACUCAGCGGCUGUCCUGCUUCAGCAAGCCUCACGCAGACUCUUGGCUGAUAGGUCACCUGGGCCAGAUGCAGAGCACAGAGGAAGGUCUCCUGCAGGUGGACGAGUUAGUGCGGACACACAAACACUCCUGCAGCUGGUUCCUCGGACCCUUCUACCACCUGGUCAGGCUCUUCCACCCGGACUUCACCAAACCUCUGCUGUUGGCGCCUGCCGGCAUCACGCUGAAAGACGAGCUCAUCUACGGUCAUCUCCGUCCGUGGCUUGGCCAGAGUCUGUUACUCAGCAACGGGGAGGCGUGGGCCCGCAGGAGGCGCCUCCUCACGCCAGCGUUUCAUUUUGACAUCCUGAGGAACUACGUGGCUACGUUUAACACCUCAGCAGACACCAUGCAUGAAAAGUGGCGACGUCUGGCGGCGGAGGGUCGCACCACCGUGGAGAUAUUCGACCACGUCACGCUGAUGACUUUGGACAGUUUGCUGAAGUGCGCCUUCAGUUACAGCAGCAACUGCCAGGAGUCCCGCAGUGAGUACGUGUCCGCCAUCGUGGAGCUGGGUGACCUCCUCAUCGAGCGGCGCCAGAACAUCCUGCAUCACUGGGACUGGGUUUACUGGCAGACGCGGCAGGGGAAGCGCUUUAGGAGGGCUUUAAACGUUGUGCACAGUUUCACGAGGGAAGUGGUUCAGAGGCGCCGUGCGCUCAUCAACCGGUCUGAUUCCACCUCCGCCCCGCCCGGGAAAAGGGAUUUUGUGGACAUCAUCCUGCUCUCCAAGGACGGAGACGGACGCGGUUUGGCAGACGAGGAGAUCGAAGCUGAGGCCAACACCUUCAUGUUUGCAGGUGAGGCGCGCAAGUCAACAACCCGUCACAAUCGACCACGAGCGCCUUCCUUUGCAGGUCACGACACCACGGCCAGCGCUAUUUGCUGGACGCUGUACAAUCUAGCACGCCACCCACACUUCCAAGACAAAUGCAGGAGGGAGGUGCUGGAGCUGAUGGGGGGGCACCAGCACCAGGGAAUAGAGUGGGACGACCUGGCCAACCUUCCUUUCACCACCAUGUGCAUCAAGGAGGCGCUGAGGCUCCACUCGCCGGUGCAGGCCGUAACCAGGACGUACACCCAAGACAUGCCACUGCCGGGGAACCGGACCGUACCAAAGGGUGAGGCCACACUAGUCACAAACAGUGAGUUAUUUUUGGUCCUCCUACACCUUCUACCUCCGCCAGGUGCCAUCUGUUUGGUGAGCAUUUACGGGACACACCACAACCCCGACGUAUGGACCGAUCCACAUGAGUUCCGUCCUCAGCGGUUUGAAGGCGUCAGCCACGAGAGUCGCUCCUCCCACGCCUUUAUUCCCUUCUCCUCAGGCCCCAGGUGCUGCUUCGUCAAGAUCUCCUCUGCACCUUUCUACGCUCGUGUGGUAACGAGGUGUGUUUGCAGGAACUGCAUCGGUCAGAAGUUUGCACUAGCGGAGCUCCGUGUUGUCGUGGCAUUGACCCUGCACAGGUUCCGCCUGAGCACAGGCGUGAACCCCAAAUCUGGCUCUGAAGAGGUUCGCCGUCUUCCCCAGCUCGUGCUGCGUGCCGAGGGCGGCCUCUGGCUGCAGCUGGAGCCUCUGAGCCCGGCCGACAUGGAGGCUGCACACAGCGCGUGAAAAUGCGACUGAUGUCACGUUCAUGAAAGCAAAAGACAAUCUGCACAUAUCCAAAUGGAGCCACGGAACCGUUGGAAUAGUAAGAAAUAAGCAGGGCUUAAAUAGGGAUGUCUAAAGUGCGGACAGUCUAAAAAUGGAAUUUGACAAGAAAACUAAAAAAAAAAAAAAAAAACUACAACAGCAAAAAUGAAAAAUCAGCAAUAAUUUUUUUUUAUGAGAAAUAUUUUUAUUGAAUUUUGACAAAGUAAAAAACAAAUGCACACAAUGUUUGCUGGUAGUUUAAAAAAUCAGCAAUAAUUUUACAAGAAUAAUCUCAAAAUAUUAAGAGAAAAAAGUUGUCAUCUAACGAGGAAAACAACACGGGGAAGAAUAAUGUCGCUUUAGUAGCACGAAUUUGAAAUAUUUUUGCUAAAAAAGGAUGAGAAACAAACAAAACUAAGAAUAAAGUUGAAUUUUUUUGUUUAAAAUGAGGUUGGGGGAAAAGUUGUAAUAUUACAAGAAUAAAGUCAAACUAUGAUGUUAAUAAAUGCAUAAUAUCACAAGAAAGAAAUUUACAAAAAGAAAGUUGUUGGAAAAUUAAAAAAAAAAAAAAAAAAAAA